CUCCCUGUCACAAGCGACAAGAGCGCAGGUGACUGAAACUCAACACGAAACAGUGAAGUCACAUCUACAUCUGGAAGAAGUCAAUGAAAGUAAGGAAUAUUAACCGCUAAAGUCGAGACAGCAAUGGCGCUGACUGAUUUAAAGCCACGGCCCGAAGCAGCGCGACGAGGAUGAAGUAAGGGCAUCGCUUCGGUGAAAGAGGAGAAACUACGGGAACAGUUGCCCACCACGGAGAACUUGUUUUAAGUUUGUACUUUCUGACCUUCACAGGGAGAUUUUGUGCCAUAAGGACGAGAAGUCAUCACUCCAAGCAUGGCGUCUCGUAUCGGCUUACGUCUGCAACUCAUGCGUGACCAGCUGCAGCAGGAGGAGCAACGUGAGAGGGAACAGCAGCAGCAAGCAGCCAUGCACUACAUGCAGCAACGAAUGCCCAUUCCACAGACUCCUGCAAUCAACACUCCUUUACACUUUCAGCCUCCAAUGCAAGUGCCUGUGGAGGUAUUAAAGGUGCAAACUCAUCUGGAGAACCCAACUAAAUACCACAUUCAGCAGUCCCAAAGGCAGCAGGUGAAGCAGUACCUAUCUGCCACAAAGCAAACUGUACAGGCAAUCCCUGGGGUUCAGCCCUCUCCCCCACCAGCUGGGCCUCCAACACACAUGCGGUCAGAACACUUCAGUGCCCCCAACAGCCCUAUGGCCAUGCUGAACAUUAACUCCCAUCCUGAAAGAGAGAUAGAAGAAGUAAUUGAUGAUAUCAUUAGCUUGGAGUCCAGCUAUAAUGAUGACAUCCUCCCGUACUUUGAACCUGUCGUGCAGAUGCCAAAUACACUACCUCUGUCCAGCAGCCAUUUAGAUGUUUAUAACAGGCAGAGUUUGACAGGUCCCACCAUUGGUAUGACCAGCAAUUCAUGCCCUGCAAAUAUUGCCAUCAAAAGAGAGAUUUCAGAUGCAGAGGCGCGAGCUCUGGCCAAGGAGAGACAGAAGAAAGACAAUCAUAACCUUAUUGAAAGAAGGAGGAGGUUUAAUAUCAAUGAUCGCAUAAAGGAACUUGGAACCAUGAUCCCAAAGACUAAUGACAUGGAUGUACGCUGGAACAAAGGCACGAUUCUUAAGGCAUCAGUGGACUACAUAAAAAAAAUGCAGAAAGACAUGCAGAGAUCCCGGGAGGUGGAGAACAAUUUCAGGAAACUGGAAGUGACUAACAAACAGCUCUGGCUAAGAGUUCAGGAGUUGGAGAUGCAAGCCCGAGUUCAUGGCCUUCCCUCCAGCUCCCCACUGGCAGGCGGUGAAGCAGGGAUGUUGAAUCCUUUUGUCAACCAGGAGAUAGCACCCGAAGAGAAGCCAAUGGUUAGUUCACUCCAGCAGCAAGCACAUGCAAUGGUAUCACAACAGCAACCUGUCAUUGAACAGCCUUCCUACCCAAGUGGGGCCCAGACUUUUGACUUCAAUCCAUCACUAGGGCUGGGUGAACACCCUACCAGCUACCAGGAAGCUUUGCCGCACCUUACUGACCUGUCAUUUGCAUCUUCCGAAAAAAGGAAUAUUGACUUUAUGCUUUUGGAGGAUUCUUUGUCCCCUCUUGGUGUGGACCCUCUACUUUCUGCCAUGUCCCCUGAGGCCUCAGUGGAUAGCAGUCGAAGAAGCAGCUUCAGCAUGGAAGAUUCUGAUAUCCUGUGAUAUUCUUGAAAGAUAACAUAUCAACCACAUAUAUACCACCCCCCUGUUUGCAUGGCACCAUUUGGACCACAAAAAGUGAUCUGUGGAAUGUUUUAUCAGGUUAUUAUCAAGGUUAGGGCUGUGAUGGGCAGGAAUAGACAUUCAUAAAAGACCUCCUGCAGAACUUAAAUCAACACGCUGAUGAGCAUAUGAAGGAGCCCAGGCAGGACAAGGAUAUGCUACCUGGGGAUCAAAACGGAGCAGCAUUGCAUCCUCUGAGGGCAAUGUGUUAAACUUAUAAAAAAAUAUGACUCUGUAUAUAUGUUUGUGUGCAUGUGCUUGUCAAUGUGUGCACAUGUACAGACAUACACACAAACACAUGCAGUGAACAAUCUGAAUAAUAUAAAAUCUCUGUUUUGAAUUAACAAUGGAUUUACACCGGCCUGAGAGAAACCCACAAAAUUACUAAAAGAGUGCUUUUAACAGUGAGGGCCUGCACAGGGCAAUGUCGUAAAGCAAACAAAAAAAAGAGGAAGUGAUGAAAUGGUGUCAAAGACCAUAGGUUUAAAAAAUUAAAAUUAUUAUGGAUAUAAUA
Polypterus senegalus (gray bichir) is the source of this 2251-nucleotide messenger RNA. RefSeq names its product transcription factor EB (gene tfeb). Gene Ontology annotation, biological process: humoral immune response; positive regulation of DNA-templated transcription; regulation of transcription by RNA polymerase II. NCBI's taxonomy places the organism in Eukaryota, Metazoa, Chordata, Cladistia, Polypteriformes, Polypteridae. Gene Ontology annotation, molecular function: DNA-binding transcription factor activity, RNA polymerase II-specific; RNA polymerase II cis-regulatory region sequence-specific DNA binding; protein dimerization activity. The transcript is spliced from 9 exons. The coding region runs from base 313 to 1677 and encodes 454 amino acids. Gene Ontology annotation, cellular component: nucleus. The record is from RefSeq and is a predicted model, not a curated record.